GCGCGGGGUUCCCCAACUUUUCCCCGCAAACCCGACCGCCCCCAAAUCCCCAACCCCAAAACCUCCGCGCCCGCGAGUCUUCCGCCGCACACAGCCGCCGCCGCCGCCUCCUCCUCCCUCCCCCCGCCACUUCCUCGCAUCCGGUACGGUAGGCGGUGGCGCCGAGGCCCGCGCGGGGGCUAGAUUGGGCGGAGAAGGCAAGAACCGCCCGCCCAUUAGAACCCUAGCCCCCCGCCAUCCUAAACCGCGCCCGGAAUCCGGAAAUCUCCAGCCUUUCGGCCUCCCGGGGUUCCGGAGAUCCGGCCCUCGCUGCUGGGUCGGAGAUGUCGUCGGACAUCCGGAAAUGGUUCAUGAAGACGCAGGACAAGGGCGCGGCCUCCUCGGGAGCCGCGAAGCCCUCCGCGGCGGCUGCGGCGGAGAAGAAGAAGCCGGUGCUCAGCAUUCCGGAGAAGAAGCUGGCGCCGCCUUCGUUGGCGUCGUGCGACCAUGAUCCUUCCGCUAGAAAGAAGACAAGCAAGUACUUUGGUUCGAAAGCAGAAAAAGACUCGGAUGUUGAAAUGGCGGAUGCUGCCGCGGGCAAAAGUACUGAUAAGAAUGUGGCUAAAAGAAAACUUAAGAAAGGCAGCAAUGAACUCAAGGACGACGACAAGCCUUUGCAAGCAAAGAAAAUUUCUAACGAUGACGAAGAUGACGACGACGACGACUUUGUGGCACCUUCAAAAAAGAAAACUCCAGUGAAGCCACCGCCAUCAAAGAAGCCUAAGGUUGAAUCUAAUAUUGAAGCCCCUGGAAGGACUACAGGUACUGAUGAUGCUAAGGAGGACAAGAUGGAUGAAGAUGCCACGACCCCUUCAAAAGGAGCUGGAAGGGGGAGGGGAAGGGGAGGAAGAGGAGGAGGAGCAGCAGCCCCUGGUGGGAGAGGUAGAGGAGGGGGUGGUAGAGGUUUCAUGAAUUUUGGUGAGAGGAAGGAUCCUCCUCACAAAGGAGAAAAAGAGGUCCCAGAGGGCGCACCUGACUGUUUAUCUGGUCUGACAUUUGUCAUAAGUGGUACCCUUGACAGUCUUGAACGUGAGGAAGCAACUGAUCUAAUUAAGCGUUAUGGAGGCCGUGUGACUGGCUCUAUUAGUAAAAAGACGAGUUACUUAUUGGCUGAUGAAGAUAUUGGUGGAGUGAAAUCUAACAAAGCAAAAGACCUGGGUGUUCCAUUCUUGACCGAAGAUGGUUUGUUUGAUUUGAUACGGAAAUCAAAGCCUGCAAAGGCUCCUGUAGACAAACAUCAAAGCAACAACGGUUCUGAAAAGCUGCAGAAAUCACAGACAAAGAGCUCUCCAGCUAGAGUUGAUAAACGAGCUGAAGCAAGUGCUGUGGACAAAAGUAUUGCUUCAAAGACUAAUGUUACAAGUGCUUCUGCUGAGAACCAAAAGGCCAAGAAAAUUGACCGUGGUUCUAUGCAAUGGACAGAAAAAUAUCGGCCGAAGGUUCCGAAUGACAUAGUUGGCAACCAAUCAAUGGUCAAACAACUUCAUGAUUGGUUGAAAAGUUGGGACACACAUUUCCUUCAUUCUGGCCAAAAGGGUAAGGGGAAGAAGCCAGUUGAUAGUGGAGCCAAAAAGGCUGUGUUGUUGAGUGGACCUCCGGGUAUUGGUAAAACUACAACUGCAAAAGUUGUUAGUCAGAUGCUUGGAUUGCAGGCCAUUGAGGUAAAUGCAAGCGAUAGCCGUGGUAAAGCAGACUCCAAGAUCGAGAAAGGUGUUGGGGGGAGCACAUCAAAUUCUAUCAAAGAGCUUAUCAGCAAUGCGACUCUGAAUUAUGGUGACAAUCGGUCAAAACGCCCUAAAGCUGUACUAAUCAUGGAUGAAGUUGACGGUAUGUCAGCUGGAGAUAGAGGUGGUGUUGCUGAUCUUAUUGCUAGCAUCAAGAUAUCCAAGAUUCCUAUAAUCUGCAUCUGUAACGACCGUUAUAGCCAGAAAUUGAAGAGUCUUGUCAAUUACUGCCUGAUGCUCAACUUCAGAAAACCAACAAAACAACAGAUGGGUAAGAGAUUGAUGGAAAUUGCCAAAAAGGAAGGUAUUCAAGCUCAAGAGAAUGCCAUGGAAGAGCUUGCUGAAAGAGUUCAUGGGGAUAUUCGCAUGGCACUUAACCAUUUGCAGUAUAUGAGUCUCUCCCAAUCUGUGGUCAAAUAUGAUGAUAUACGAGUGCGACUUAAUAGCAGCGCAAAGGAUGAAGAUAUUUCUCCUUUUACUGCUGUUGACAAACUGUUUGGUUUCAAUGGUGGGAGAUUACGGAUGGAUGAGAGAAUUGAUUACGGCAUGAGUGAUCCUGAUUUAGUUCCCCUGAUUAUCCAGGAAAACUAUAUCAAUUAUCGGCCUAACACCAUUGGGAAGGAUGAAAGUGGAAUUAAAAGAAUGAAUGCUCUUGCCCGUGCUGCUGAGUCUAUAGCGGACGGUGAUCUUGUUAAUGUACAAAUAAGAAGAUAUCGACAGUGGCAGUUAUCACAAGCUGCUUGCUUUGCUUCAUCUAUAGUACCUGCUGCUUUGAUGCAUGGGAAUAGAGAAGUCCUUGAAGCAGGAGAGCGAAACUUCAAUAGGUUUGGUGGAUGGUUGGGCAAGUACUCGACAACUAACAAAAACAUAAGGCUACUGGAAGAUGUUCACAGCCAUAUUCUUGCGUCCCAGCAAGCAAACUUGGACAGGGAGACAUUGCGGUUGGAUUAUUUUACUCUUCUCUUGAGACAGCUGACUGACCCACUGAAAACAAUGGCAAAGGAUGAAGCUGUUCAAAAGGUGGUGGAGUUCAUGGAUACCUACUCUCUAAGCCAGGAAGACUUCGACACGAUUGUGGAAAUAUCCAAAUUUAAGGGUCAUGCAAAUCCUAUGGAUGGGAUUCAACCUGCUGUUAAAAGUGCCUUGACAAAGGCAUACAAACAAGGAAGCAGUUCUCGUGUAAUUCGAGCAGCGGAUCUAAUAAAUAUUCCUGGCAUGAAGAAGCCUUUAAAGAAACGAGUGGCAGCAAUCUUGGAGCCAGUAGGAGAGAGCCUGCCUGAUGAAAAUGGAGUAGCAUCAGCUGAAGCUGAUGAAGAGGAUUCUUCUGAUGCUGAAAAUAAUGAUGAACUCGUGCCUGGCGACUCAACGCCAAAACUGGACCUGAAGAGUGAUAAGAAGAAAGGAAUUCAAGUCCAGCUCGACCUCAAGAGCAACGGAAACAACUCCGGUGGGAAAAAGACACCUGCUGCCAGAUCAAGAGGGCCUGGGUCCGGUGGAAAGGCCGCGGGAGGCUCAGCUGGGAAGAGGAAGAGGUAACUGACACAUCUGUCGCCGGCAGUUAGCUGGCGACUAGUUUGGAUGGAUCCCCAUGGUAACAAGGAGCGGGGCGAGUUUCAGAGUUCUGACUGUACAUAUUCCCACCCGAGCCUUUUUGUAGGCACUAGGCAACUGCCCCGCCCCCUUGCUCCAGGGGCAUCCAUGUUUCCGAAAUUUGUAUGCACUUAGGCAUUUAGGCUACUUCCUGGCUGACAAGCGACAACCUGAUGGUGGCGUUUGGUGUGUCUGGUUUCUCUUUUGUGAAUGUUUACUGCAAAGACUACGAGCCAUUGGCUUUACCUCGAUGUAAUGCAGUUCUUUUGCCGCUGAUCAUGUGGCGUUGUUUGUGCCUUGCUGU
Molecule: messenger RNA, 3657 nt
Organism: Panicum virgatum (switchgrass)
Lineage: Eukaryota; Viridiplantae; Streptophyta; Magnoliopsida; Poales; Poaceae
Product: replication factor C subunit 1-like
Exons: 22
Coding region: 324-3299 (991 amino acids)
Biological process (GO): DNA repair; DNA replication
Cellular component (GO): nucleus; DNA replication factor C complex
Molecular function (GO): ATP hydrolysis activity; DNA binding; ATP binding
Source: RefSeq, a predicted model, not a curated record